Molecule: messenger RNA, 309 nt
Organism: Didymodactylos carnosus
Lineage: Eukaryota; Metazoa; Rotifera; Eurotatoria; Philodinida; Philodinidae
Source: the annotation of a GenBank genome assembly
AUGAAAGUACUGAUUUUUGUACUGUUGACGACGCUUGUUUUGCUCACGUGUGUUUUGGCACAUCCUAUACUACAAACAAUAGUCAUCAAUGGACACGAAUGGAUUGUACCUAACGAGCCUGGUUGGGAAGAAGUUCUUACAGAAGCAGAUGCCCUUCGAGAAUUAUAUUAUCGCAAUUGUCAAUCUAAUACAGAAUGUAGAGGCGCAAUCGAUCUAUUAGAAAAAGUGUUUUCAAAGUAUCCCGUAUCAGCAAAAUACAUAACAGAUGAAUCGAGCAUUGCUGAUAGAAUAUUCAAAUGGGGAAGAUAA